UCAUGAGCAGUCGAUGGAAGGAGAGUAGCGGAAGCGUGCUCCACAAGCCACCUCUCCCUCCCCAAAACCCUAGAUCCUCUCCCCCGCCCCCUCUCUUUCGAUCCUCUCUUCUUUCCUCUCGUCCAAGAUCGAUAUAGAUCUCGCGGAAUUCAGCUCCACAGCUUCCUGAAUCCAUUCUCUCCGUGGAGAAAGAUAUCUUUUUCUCUUAGUUGAGAUCAAGCUGGGUUCUUGCGCAAUCCCUUCUCCGAUCGCUUGAAUCCACUCCCAUCCCGGAUCUCUCCACCAGUUCCAGUUCACUGCAUUUUUUCGGUAUCUAUUCGUAAUUAUCGCCUCGAUCGCGCUUUGAUCGGUUGUAAAGAUCUGAAUUUUACCUGCAUUUCGUGUGACUUCUUUUUGUAAUCUCGUUGAUCCGAGUUUUGCAUUAGAGGGAGUGUUUACCGGGAUUUGUUGAUCAUUUUGAUGUUUUUUGAGGGAUUUUGAGUGGAUUAUUUCUUGGAGGGGGUUGAAUCUGGAGGUAUGGGAUUGUGAACUAGAGGGGGAUUGGUUUUGUGGGCCAUGUCGGUUCCAUCAGGGAAUGCGUUGGUCCCAGAGCGCAUGCAUUUUGCGGGUGGUGGUGGGGGUGGAGUCGGCAGCGGCGGUGAGGUGCAGCGGCAGUGGUUUCUUGAUGAGAGGGAUGGGUUCAUCUCGUGGCUAAGGGGCGAGUUCGCGGCGGCGAAUUCCAUUAUUGACCUUUUGAUUCAACACCUCCGGGCCAUUGGUGAGCCCGGCGAGUAUGAUCAUGUCGCCGGGUGCAUUCACCAGCGGCGCAGCCUCUGGCAGCCUGUCCUCCACUUCCAGCAGUACUUCCCGGUGGCUGAAGUCAUAUUUGCCUUGCAGCAGGUGGCUUGGAGGAGGCAGCAGCAGAGGCACUUCUUUGGGCCGAAGGAGAGGGACGGGAGGAAGCCAGGGUUUGGGUACCGGCACGUGCAUCGUUUCGAAGGUGCUCGGGAGAACCAUAGCUCCCCUGCUUCAGUUUCAAUUGGGAUGGAUGCAGCCGAGACAGAGAAGGUGGAAGAUAAUUUGCAUAAAGGAGAAUAUUUGAUGCCAAAGGACGAAGCCCCGGUGUUGGAAUCGAAAGACUCAUCAGAUGUGGUGGAGAAGCAGGGGGUCGGUGAUCUUUCAACUCUGAAGGGAAAUUGCAGCCUGAAGGAGGGAGAAAAUCCGGUUGGAACUGAGUGCAGUGAAUUGGAGCCUGCUGUUACAGAUGUUAGCACAAACUUGAUAGGGACUAGCAACGAUUUUGUUCCUCACCAUGGUGGGGAUAUUACUACAAAUGAAGAUGGAAAACAGAAAUUUAUUCCAGUUCCCAAAGAUUUUGUGGCUAAUGAAAUAAGUGAUGGAAAAGUGGUCAAUGUUGUUGAAGGACUUAAGCUCUACGAGGAGAUAUUGUAUAGCUCAGAAAUCACCAGACUCGUUUCAUUGACAAAUGACUUGAGAUCUGCUGGUUGUAGAGGAGAGUUUCAAGGGCGGACGAUGGUGAUGUCAAAAAGACCAAUGAGGGGCCAUGGACGGGAAAUGAUUCAGUUAGGCCUUCCUAUUACUGAAGGACAUCCAGAAGAUGAAAAUACAGCUGGGACCUGUAAAGAGCGGAAGGUGGAAGGUAUUCCUAGCUUAGUGCGGAAUGUGUUUGAUCACUUGGUUCAGCUGCAGAUUAUUCCUGUCAAGCCUGACUUUUGCACCAUUGACUUCUUUGAUGAGGGGGACCAUUUGCAUCCUCAUACCUGGCCACCCUGGUAUGGUAGGCCUCUUUGUAGUUUAUUUUUGACAGAAUGUGACAUUGUCUUUGGCCGAGCAAUCAGGGGAGAUCACCGUGGGGGGGAUUACAGGGGUUCUCUCAAGCUCUCUCUUGCAAAGGGAUCUCUUCUUGUGGUGCAAGGAAAAAGUGCUGACCUAGCCAAGCGUGCUAUCCCCUCCAUACGCAAGCAGCGCAUCUUUCUAACUUUUGGGAAGUCCCGGCCAAAAAAGGCUUUUCCAUCAGAAGGCUUGCGCCACUCUUCAUCCACCAUACCUCCACCAUCACCUUGGGGCUCAAGUUCAAUUAGACCGCAGAACGUUGCCCAUCACUCAUCUGGCCCUAAGCAUUAUGGAGUUGUUCCUGCCCCUGGUGUCCUGCCGGCACCGCCCACCUGCCCCCAACACCUGCCCCCACCUGAUGGAAUCCACCAGCAGGUCUUAAUUGCACCUUCCCCUGUCGCCCCUGCAGCUAUGCCUUAUCCUGCACCUGUCCCAGUGACACCCUCAUCAGCUGUAUGGACAGUAGCUGCACCUGCAAGGCAUCCGGCACCUCAACUGCCGGUUCCAGGAACUGGAGUGUUCCUGCCCCCACCUGGAUCUGGCCAUUCUCCAACAUUGCAGCAGCCACCUGUGGCUCCACCAUCCACUGAAACUAGCUUCCGUCCGGACACAGCUGCCUUGCCUGAGAAUGAAAGCGAUGGGUUGGAAAAGCCAAAUUGUAUCAACAAUGCUUCUCCAAACACUUUGCCAAAGAAUAGUGUAGAUGAGACAGGACCUAAACUGGAUUGUAAUGGGAACUCCAGCGGUGAUCCUGUUGUUGGUGGGAGGACGGUGACACGUAAGGAAGACCAGCAGAAUGUUUGUGCUAAGAAAAAGGUGGUGAACAAGCCAGCAGGUAAUGCUACCAAGUAGAUUAAAGUGAUGCAGACAGGAGAGGAGGUAUGUUCUUUUCAAUUCAUAGCAGGAGUGGAUAUUCAGGAAACCAUGCGGGGAGCUUCGGAGCAAAUGUAAAGUGCUGCAAAGAGGUUGCUUGACCACCUUGUGAGUUGAGAUCUAGGACUGAAUCUGUUUUCAAUUUUUGUAGGGUCUAAAAUUUUUCUUUAUUUUUUUCCCAUUUCAUUUUGCUGUUAUUGUUUUCAAACUUAUGCUAUUUAUUUAUAUGAACUUUACUCGGAAGAAGAGAAAAACAUUUUAUCUAGAUAUUACGCUUGCUUAAUCUUUCAGAGGGAGCAGCGAGUUUUUGGCCUCCAGAGCUCAUACAAUCAA
Messenger RNA from Phoenix dactylifera (date palm), 3039 nucleotides. Its product is annotated as RNA demethylase ALKBH10B-like. Gene Ontology annotation, biological process: mRNA catabolic process. The record is from RefSeq and is a predicted model, not a curated record. Gene Ontology annotation, molecular function: mRNA binding; demethylase activity. NCBI's taxonomy places the organism in Eukaryota, Viridiplantae, Streptophyta, Magnoliopsida, Arecales, Arecaceae.